Molecule: messenger RNA, 468 nt
Organism: Penicillium angulare
Lineage: Eukaryota; Fungi; Ascomycota; Eurotiomycetes; Eurotiales; Aspergillaceae
Exons: 1
Coding region: 1-468 (155 amino acids)
Source: RefSeq, a predicted model, not a curated record
AUGCCUGCUACUCCGCUAUCCAUCACCCUCGCUGGCCCGCCUUUGAGCGACCGUGAAGCAGUCGCCGAUGCCUGCUACCGUACCACGGCCUCAAUUGACCAUGCCAGCGAAGAACUCUACUGGUCGGCAGUGACAGAUGACAUAUAUGCCGAAGUUGCCGGCACAACUGUCAGCAGUGCUGAGGAAUUGAAGUCUAAAGUUUGGGACAAUGUUAUCAAAGUUGAUACCAUUCAUUAUCUUACCAAUAUGCGAAUCAGUAUUGAUACACCUACCACCGCCCGAGUAACGUUUACCUCGCUUGCUCAGCAUUGUCGUCGUGGAAAGGGCUUUGAGUCUGGGCCUAAAAAGUUUACCACUGGUGCUAUUUAUGAUUGUGAUGCUGUUAAAGUGGGGGAUAUUUGGAAAAUGAAGACUUGGAAGGCCAAUCAUGUUUGGGGGGAUGGUGAUCCAUCUGUUAUGGUUGCUUAG